Messenger RNA from Darwinula stevensoni, 597 nucleotides. The record is from the annotation of a GenBank genome assembly. NCBI's taxonomy places the organism in Eukaryota, Metazoa, Arthropoda, Ostracoda, Podocopida, Darwinulidae.
AUGUCGGGAGUGUCGGGGGAAUGUCGGGAGUGUCGGGGGUGUCGAGGGGUGUCGGGGGGUGUCCCCUGUUCGAUGGUUCGGUGUCUCACGUUUUAUUUUUGCGCAGCUCGGUUCUACGUGGGGCAGAACCUCUACAUCACGUGGGCGGAGAAGGCCGGGAUGAAGGCGGACUGGAAGAGGGCCAUCCAGGCCUUCUACGACGAGGUCCCGGGCUUCAGCCCGUACUGGAUCCAACCCUUCCGGUUCUCGGAAUCCCUGGGCCACUACACGCAGAUGAUGUGGGCCGAGACCCACCGGGUCGGCUGCGGCUUCAUCAUGUACCAGAACAAGGGCUACGACCAGAAGCUUUACACGUGCAACUACGGCCCCGCGGGCAACCGAGUCCGCAGCUCCAUGUACACCGUGGGACCCCCGUGCAGCCAGUGCCCCGCUGGCGCCCGCUUCUGCAACGCCGGCCUCUGCUGCGGUCAGUGUCUCGAUGCGUUCUUCGCUUCCUCGGACGCCGUUUCGGGAUCGGCGUCCGGUUCGCCUAUUUAUUUCUCGCGUCGAGUCCCGUUCCCCGUCGGCCUGCAGGAUUCAUCGUUAAUCUUGCCAUGA